AUGGCCCAAUUCAUCCGAAACUUGUUCAGCCAGCCAUCUGUCUCUAUUCAAAUUCUCUCUGAUCUCCACUUGGAAGUAAAUCGCCAAUACACAUUGUUUGACGUGCCAGUCGUCUCUAAAUAUCUGCUGCUAGCCGGGGAUAUUGGGCGUUUAGCAGACUACGAUGAAUACCUUGCUUUCCUCCACAAGCAAACGGAGAAAUUUGAGUUAGUUUUUCUUAUCCUCGGCAACCAUGAGUUCUAUGGCGGAUCCUUUGCAUCGGCAUUCGAAACAGUCAGGCGGCUUGAACAGGAGCCGUCUCUAAAUGGACGACUGGUUUUGCUCCAUCAGCGACGAUAUGAUAUUCCAGACUCCAACGUCACUAUACUGGGGUGUACCCUUUGGUCUGAUAUUCCGGAAAAUUCUAAAGAUAUUGUCCAUUACAAAAUCAAAGAUUUUCAGAAAAUCAAAGAUUGGACGAUAGACGAGCAUAAUGCAGCGCACAAGUCCGACUUGAGUUGGCUACACAAGGAGGUCCAGUCCAUUUAUAAUACCCACAAAAUAAAUCCCACGAAAUUAUCGAAACGGUCGGUUCUGGUCGCGACACAUCAUGCACCCGCUAUGCACCGUACGUCGAGUCCACAACAUGCGCAGAAUCCUUGGAGUGCUGCAUUUGCCACAGAUUUAUUGUCACAGCCGUGGAAUGGCGUGAACACUUGGGUGUUUGGGCAUACACAUUAUUCAACUGAGUUCAAGGAGAAGGGGAUUAGGGUUGUGAGUAACCAACGGGGUUAUGUACUUCCAUGGAGCAAUGAGGCCAAAGGGUUUGAUGCAAAGAAGGUUAUUUGGGUAUAA
Messenger RNA from Penicillium vulpinum, 834 nucleotides. RefSeq names its product calcineurin-like phosphoesterase. The transcript has a single exon. Lineage: Eukaryota; Fungi; Ascomycota; Eurotiomycetes; Eurotiales; Aspergillaceae. Gene Ontology annotation, molecular function: hydrolase activity. The coding region runs from base 1 to 834 and encodes 277 amino acids. The record is from RefSeq and is a predicted model, not a curated record.